This is a messenger RNA of Fusarium poae, 6033 nucleotides long. It is a transcript of the gene HIR3, whose product is annotated as Histone transcription regulator 3. Lineage: Eukaryota; Fungi; Ascomycota; Sordariomycetes; Hypocreales; Nectriaceae. Gene Ontology annotation, molecular function: nucleosome binding. Gene Ontology annotation, cellular component: HIR complex; nucleus. The record is from RefSeq and is a predicted model, not a curated record. Gene Ontology annotation, biological process: chromatin organization. The transcript is spliced from 4 exons. The coding region runs from base 1 to 6033 and encodes 2010 amino acids.
AUGCCGGCAUUCCAAGCAAUAAACCUCGAGCCGGAGGAUAAUAUCGAUGAGCAAAUCGACACCACCAAGGAGAUUCAUGUCGACGAAGCUCUCAAGCGCUUUCAACAUGCAUUGAAGCUCCAUGCCCAAGGCCCUCGAUCACGCGAAGCCGCCGAAUCCGCAUACAACGAACUCUUCAAAUCCGAAAUCUUCAAGUACCGGGAAGCGAAAACCGACUACGAACGAGCAGAGCGACAAGCAGACGGUCAACCAGACGUAUCCAACUUGGACCCCUCUCUCACAGAUGGGGGAUUAGAUGUGGACGCUGGAGGAGCAGAUGGUGUAGCAGCAAGUCUGGCCCAGGCACUCUACUUAUCAUACAAAAACUAUGGCCAAUUCUUUGUCGAUAAAUUUAAGGACGCAUCGACUUCAGACACAACAUGGAAGGAAAAAGCCCGACUGGAAUACCACUAUGAUGGACACAAGGUGUUGGAUAGUUGGAUGACUGCACUGGAUCAAGAUCCAUCAGAUCCAGAGCUCUGGAGAAAGACUGCUCGUUUCGCUGGCGCAAUCAACAGCAACCGCAUUAAGCGGUAUUGCCUUGAGGCUGCGAUUGAGUUGGACGACGAUCCUGCUGUAAUGGAACUCGACCCUCCAUCGUUGGCAGAGGGAAUGGCAGGUGAACAGUUGAAAGAUCAAUUGAAGCUCCUCAGCGACGAUAUGGCUUUGUCGCAUCCAAUCAUGGCGCCAUGGCUCAAGAAAAAGAUGCCUGCGCUCCUCAAGCGACACUUGGAUCCCAUUCCCUUUCUUCCCGACCCGACCAAAUCAUUGAUACCACCGAAGGUUUCUGCUACAGAGGACCAGACACAAGAAGAUACGGAAAUGGGCGACGCAGAUGACUCUAGCAUUGCGGAGCCAAAAUCUGUGUCAUCUUGGGCUGAACUUGGAGCGAAGCUCAUCAACUGCCUCGAGACUACAGCUGAAGCUUUUGAUGCAUGCGACGGAAUUAUUGAAAGUAGCCUGGAAGAUGUUCCAAUAGAUACACCUCCAAACGAAAUCGACAGCGUUGCGUCGGAAAUCGAGGUCGUAGUUCCAAAGCCUACUGAAACAGAGAAAUCACCAGAGAAUGAUACCACCCCGAAAGAGCAAAAGGCAGGGUCCGAAGCGACCGAAGAUAGCCAGAAAGCUGCGGACCAAUCCCAGAAAGAGUCGAAUGGAGCAUCAGCUAGAAAACGAUCGCAAUCUGCAGCAGGACUGCCAGAUGGUGCAGAAGAAGAAAAUGCGACGGAGAAACGCAGCAAGCGAGUUCGACGAAGAGAGACUCUCCAAGCUGAGGAAACGACAGACCCCAACACUUUAAUUGCUAAUCAACUACAGCCCUAUCAAGGAGCUGAUCAAAACCUCUUCCAAAUGACAAAGAGCGUCUUGGAACACCUGGGUGUAGAGGAUAAAUCAACCUUUGAUUUCAUCACUGAGCUCAUUGACUCAUGCGCCACUGAGGACCGGCCUGGAAAAAUUACAAAUCUUGCUGCAUGCGACCUGAGUAGUGUCAUUGUUAAUUUCCGUGACGAGGUUGCUAAGGUCUUCCUACACAAGAAUGAACAAGCCAGUCUCGGACCAUCUUCUUUCCUAGAGCACGCUAAAACGGGCUCGCAAGAUCAGCCUUCGAUGCCCUCUUUCAACGAAAAACAAGGUCUGAGAUCCUUUGCCAAAAAGAUGGCAGGCUGCAGGUCGUGGAUGACAACCGAAGAUGUUGCUUAUGAAUGGGUCAGAGCUGUUAGUCAAAGCUAUGCGACAGCGAAGUGGUCGGAUAAAAUGAAGCUAUCCGUGGUUCAGAUGCUCAACAAAGUCGACUCUGCGCUGUACCGGAAGAUCGCUGAGGAGAUGGACUUCGCUGCUGGCUCCGCUGAGAGGUUAGCAGAUUUGGAGACUAUCGUACCUAUGCUUUUCGAACUUCAUGUCGACAUCUAUGAACUUAUCACCAACCCUAGUAGCGUUGUGGAUUAUGCGACUCGAAUGGACACCAAAUAUCGGCUGGGACGGUGGCUUGACGUUGCCUCAGCUUACCUUCGACUGGUAGACCGGCCAGCAAACGAUCCUCUCAUAGCACGUUUCUUAUGGGCUUCAGUUCUUGUGUCUUCACACGCGGAACAGCCCCUACGCGAACACAUCCUCCUUAUGUGGACAUCUUUACGUGACCACCUUGCAGAUGAGAACGUCCCUGCCGUCUCACUUCCCAACAAUGUGGUUAUGCCGACAAUUUCUCCUGCUGCUGCUGAUCGUGAGAUUUCAAAAUUAACGACAAUGGACUUUUUUCUUGGACUAUUCCAAGAUAACAUGGACGAUCCAGUCUUUGUCAUUGACACACUGGAGCCUGUUCUCAACCCAUCUACAGUGUGCGCUCCCAACCAAGAAAUAGCUUCCGAGUCAGGUGAAGACAGCGACAGCAGUGACAAUAGCAGUGAUGAUAGUAGUGGUGAUACUGACGGAAGCGUUGAAAGCGACGACGCAAGCUCCAACGAGAAGCAAAAGAAGUCCAUGUCUGAUUGCGCAAGCCAAAGCCUGAAGGAUCUCUGGAAGUUCCUCCACAACAGCAGCACAGAGCUUAGGUUGUUUCUGUGGUCACGUCUGGGGGACGCCUACGAUGCUAUCAAAUACUCAACCAAGAAAUUCUCUUGCUGCCUCAAGAGUAUUGAGCUGAUCGUAUCAGACCUGGAGGGCGAUACCUAUACCAACACCCCACCUGAAUCUCGACGGUUGCUUUUCAUGCGUACUUUGAAGUCACUGGACGAGCUUUUGAUCACAGCUCUCGGUUCUGCGCUGAACGACAAUACAGCAUUCGAAAUUAUUGAUGAUGCCCACAUCAGAUCCACCUCAGCUGCUCUUGCCAAAGUCAACUGUUUACUACAUGUUGCAAGUUUGUGCGAGGAUGAGGUUCGAAUCGGUAUCAAGCCGGAAAAGACUGGAAAUGCCGCCUCUAAAGCUGCUUUCCAAUCACUGAAGAACAAGCUGAAGGAGAUGCAGAUACGCGCAUGGUGUCUCCAAUAUACAAUGUUCAAGGCUGGCAUUAAUAAGGAUAACUGUAUCAUCGGACCUGAGACCGACCUUGCUGAUUAUCUCGCUGCCAUCCAUCAAGUAAUUGGCAUUCGCAAAUUCUGCAAGGCUUCAAACAAGAUCUUCCUCAAGGUCAUGCGCGUUGAACUUCUCAAACUCAAGAAUAUUGAGAAUUGGGAAGAUUAUCUUGGCCAGGUUCUGUACGAUUUGCACGGUCUCAAGCUUGGUGCAGGUGUCUGGGAGGUUCAGGACCAUGCUUGUCCCCCUGAGAAACUUGAGAAACGGCAGACUAUGCAGCUCGUGGAGAGAGUUUGCAUUCUUGCCAACCGCAUACCCAUGAAGGACCUCCUCAAAUCAGACCUCAAGACAACGAUUGAUCACAUGCAGCAGACAAUUGGCCAGACGAAGUCAACACCGCAGAUGUAUCACAACCUGCGUAACUUUACCGAGUAUCUGAAAAAGCCAAUCCACCCCCUGCGUUUGUACCGCGCCCUUAUUGGGGAUGUUUCGGUAGACGCCGUGUCUGUCAAUACCCCCGAGACUGUUCUUGCGACACAUGGUUGGUUCUUCUUGUUGGGUAUGAUGGCAUUGACAAAGUUCAAGGGUGUUGAGUUGAAUCGUCGUCAGACCCCUGGUGCAACCGACGAUCUGCGCAUCGGCGCGACCUUCCUGCGGCUUCAACUUCAAUUCACUGCAGACAGAUGGGAUGCUUGGUUCCGCCUGGCGGAGUGUUUUGACUACGAGCUGGACGAGGCGGUCCUCUGGACUGCUGACAAGAUGAACAAGGAGCGCCCCGAACUAAUUAAAUUCCAGCGAAAUGCAAUCCAUUGCUACACACUCGCACUUUCACAUUCUCGUAAUGUGGACAUUGAAACCCACGAUGGAGAUCCUCUGCAUGAUCUUUACCAUAAGUUUGCCAUGAGGAUGUAUGCAUCAAGCCGAGAGCCUUUCGCCAUGGAGCCAUUUCAACAUUCUGAUCAGGAGAGAUACUUCAUCGAGGAUAUGGGCAUAGGGACUUUCAAGAGGAUUCUGCACUCCCAGAUGAAUGAGUACAAGGUCUGGAAAUUUGCGGCGAAACUUUUCAGGAUGGCCAUGGACCGCAAGCCAGACAACUGGAAGAACCCUUAUAUGCUUUCCAAGUGUUACUGGAAGAUGUACCAGACUCCCGAUGAUCAGCUCGACGUCAAGGAUGUGUACUCCAAGAUCAGCUUAGGCACGCUAAUCGACACUCUUAAGAAAGCCGUGCAGGUAGCACACAAUGCCCGAAGAGGGAGGAACACCGAUCCCAUUUUUGAACCGCACUACAAGAUCGUCUCUAUUCUCCACAAGUUGGUGAUGCGAGGUGAUGUGCCGGCAAAGGAGGCUGCUGAUAUCUUAUCCGCGCAGCCAUUCGGCCUAGAAGUCAACCCUGAUGAUCUUUUUGCUUCCUUCUCAGAUCCUGAAGACUGGGAAGAAUAUAUUAUUCGUAAUCUUACUAAGCUCAAGGAGAAGGAUAAGGCUAAUUGGCAACAUCGUAUCAUCAUCAGACACGCUAGGAUCCUGUUUGAAGAGGCCACCGAAACGCCAAGCGGCGAUAGACUCGUGGAAGCGAAGGCUGCAUUCGGUAUCCUCAGGGAUAGCAUGUUUACCAAGACUAUGGUCAUGAACGUAUGGAAGUGUGAUGCGGAGAGACCCGGUCGUCAUCAUGUAUACACAGAACAAUACGUGCGUUUUAUGACCAAGUUGCUGGUUAUUAUGAACGACCGGGGUAACUUGGAGCAGCUGUUGAGACGCCUCCGGAAGAAGGGUGCCGACUUUUACCAUUUCACGGAUCUCUGGCAAUCUUGCUGCAUGGCCUACCUCAAGCUCCUGCGCCAGGGCUAUAGUGUGUCGCCUGUCGUUGAUGACGCGUUCAAGGCACUGUCGAGCGAAGAGUUCGAGGUUGUGGGCGAGAGGAUUGCCGAUUGGGCUGCAAGCGAUGGUGCUGAUGUUCCGCUUUUCAACUGCAUGAAAGAAACAAUCGAGCUGAAAAAGCUUAAUGCUAAUCUUAUGAAAGUGGCACCUAUCGACGACCUUCUUAACGAUUGCUACUCUAGAAUCUAUUCCGAGAUAGCUAAGACUCUGCCUGGACCAGACCCCAGCAAAGUUGUGGAGGAGCGACAUCAUGCCAAGGAGGUUGCAGCUCAACUCGAGGCGGCACAGGCAGAGACUAAAGUCACGAGCUCUCUCGCCAGUAUUCUCAAUGCCCCCAACGGACAGGAGAGCAUCACAGGCACAGCGACUCCCAUGGAGACAGAGAAACAAGAGGCUGCGCCACGCCCCAGGAAAACUGGCGUUAGACGGCCAGACGUACUGCGAAAGGCUGAGCAAGCGGUUGUGAGAGCUCUGGAGGCACCCAAGUCAAGCAAGAGUCGUGUGGGCAGCGUUUCAAGUGGCAAGCGUGGCAGCCGUACGCCCAAUCAACGUGCAAGCGAUGCUGGUAGUGAGGAGGAGGGAGCCGAUACGCAGCUCCAGCGUGAAGCUGGCCAUGACGUUGAUGUGGAUAUGAAAGAUGCUGGCGAUGAGAAUGAGGAAGAUCAUGGAGAAGAGGAGCAUGAUGAAGAGCACGAAGAUGAACAAGAUGAGGAGCAUGACGAGGCUGCUGAAGAUGAGAAUGCUGAAGAACAUGGCGCUGAAGAAAAGGCCGACAGUAGUAUUGACGACUCGGCCGAUGACGAGAGCGACCUCAGUGACGUACCCGACGACUACGAUGAUGAAGUGCCCCCAGGACUUAGGUUCUCUAACCUUGAGCACCAGUCAGCGGAGUCCAGCGGAGAAGAUGCCGAUAGCGAAAGCGAAGGAGACGACGAAGCUGAGGAGAGCGACGGCGAAGAAGAGGCCGAAGAGGUAGCCGACGGUGAAGAAACAUUAGGCCCCGAGGACACAGAGUUGGUGGAUGACGAUGAUGAGGAAGAUGAGGAGCAGCCCAGAAGAUCGGGUAGCUGGGCAGCGAAUGAUUCUAUACAGGCUGUGGUCUGGUGA